Molecule: messenger RNA, 1204 nt
Organism: Misgurnus anguillicaudatus (oriental weatherfish)
Lineage: Eukaryota; Metazoa; Chordata; Actinopteri; Cypriniformes; Cobitidae
Gene: tnfsf10l4
Product: tumor necrosis factor (ligand) superfamily, member 10 like 4
Biological process (GO): immune response
Cellular component (GO): membrane
Molecular function (GO): tumor necrosis factor receptor binding
Source: RefSeq, a predicted model, not a curated record
UGGACAGUGGCCUAGGUUUUCCAAUUCCAAAAUCUGACACAUGUCAUUUACUGUACUAAAAGAUGAGGGGCGGUGCUUUUAUCAGGGGGACUUUCCUUCAAGGAAAACAAACUUAUGUGCGGAAGAGCGCAAAACAGUACAGUACACAGACCUUUGACUCUGUGGAUACCAGCCAGACGGGAGAGGUUACUUUCGUUUUCUGUCAUGCGAAUAUUCUGCAAAACACGGUCGAAAUAUGACAAAUCAAUCAAACCUUCAAAUCAAUCCCAAUUAUAGCCAGCUGGACGAAACCCCAUCAGAAAACAAACAUGCACGAGGACAGUUUAUAUUCUUUUUGGUUCUGACUUUAUUAUUAGGCACGGAGACGAUUAUCACGGCUUUUCUGCUUUACAACUUUUCGGAGGAUAUUCAGAGAACAGAUCAAGCAGGUAGAGAUGGAGGAUAUCCACUGCACUGUCUCUCCACAGAGCUUCCCCAACAGACAGAACAAGUGGGAAUCGCAAGUUGUGACUUGUUUAACGAAGAGCUGAAGCGAAGUGCACAGCAGAGAUUUUUGUUGGACAUACAGAAUUCACUGCUGGAGACUUUAGGAGAACACAACAUCACUGAUGUUUUCAAACCAGCGGUGCACGUGGGAGCAAAACAAGAACUAAAGCAGUUCCAGGGGCUGCAAAAUGAUGAUUCUGCAGACGGAGUUCCUGCACUGCAUCGUAUUCAGUGGGAUAAUAACAUGAGCGGUCACAUCAGCCAGGAGGGCUUAAUGGGCAUCAGCCCUGACGGAGAUAUUGUGGUGCCUCAAGACGGAAUUUAUUUCGUUUUCAAUCAGGUUCAUUUCGAAAUACAGACAGGACAAGGUCUGUACUUUACGCAGUACUUGUACAAGAGGACAACGUCAUAUCCAAGGCGAGUAGUGCUCGCCAAAUCAGUGGUCAGUCCGUGCUCAAGCGGCAGUUCCGGUGUACAGCUUUAUUCCAGUCACCAGGGAGCGCUGUUCCGCUUAGAAAAAGGCGACAGGCUUUCCCUGUAUGUGCGGAACAUAAGCGCUGUGCGCUUUCCUCAGGAGGCCACAUAUUUCGGUGCAUUCAUGAUUAACUGACAUUGCUUUUUAUAGAUUAUAUAUGUUUGACAGGUAUACGUGAAAUGAAUAUUAAAUGUAUGUGCAGUGUUAUACACAUUAAAACUAAAUAAAGCUUUCCAAGACGUU